AUGGUAUUUGUCAGACAGAUGUCACUACUUCGCUAUCGGCUGCUGGCGGCCAUGUUGGCUUUGCUCCUUUUCCUCAGCUCCUUCUGGUUACCUCAGGCUGGGAUCAGAGACUGUGGAACUGCGUGGCAUCCAUGUUUGACUUACUACAAACAAACACCCCCAUUGGCUGCCGUCACAGCCCCGCCCCUCAUCCAGGAGUGUCCAGGCCAGUCGUUUCAGACUUGGCGUCUGCUGUUGUAUUUGAAGUCCAGUCUGAGUGAAGAUGAUGACAUCCUGUUGGAACCGUACCUACAGGCCUGGGAUCAGCUCAUCAAAUUUAUGGAGUCUCUUGGAACCAUGGUCAGUUUUUUCUCUCAGAAGGUAAAGGAAAAGGUCAUAGUGAUCCGUAAGCUGUCGGUCCAGCGCAGCCUGGAGGCUUCUGGGAAACAUGGUCGGCCUGCGGAUCCCAGACUACAAACCCCACCGUCCUUUGGGCUGAAAAGCGGGGUAUAUCGUUCGGUUCAAUCUAUGGUGGAGGCGGAGCUAAAAGAGGGUGUGGUCAGCUUCUCUCGGCGCACAGAUUCGGGCUGCAGGAUGUUGCUGAGGCUGCAUCGGUCAUUGCUGUGGGUGAAGCUGAUGUUGGAGGGUUUGGCUGAAGGACCCACUGCUGACGGACGCUAUAAAACACCUGGAGAACUCAGCAGGGAGGCCUAUAGGGUGGCGUUGGCCCCCCACCACCACUGGGUGCUCCGACAGGCUGCAGAGUUAGUGUUCCUCGCUCUCCCGGAGAGGAAGUACUUCCUGAAGCUGGUGUGUGUGCAGAGCCAGCAGGAGGCCACGCCCAUCUUACGCAUCAUCAUCCACGCUCUGACACUGGUGCACACGCAAACACAACGAAUCCUGGAGCAAAACAACAUGCUUGAGUUGCCCUGAGCGACCAACGACCACCUCAACAAGA
Messenger RNA from Sphaeramia orbicularis (orbiculate cardinalfish), 937 nucleotides. Its product is annotated as ceramide-1-phosphate transfer protein-like. The transcript is spliced from 6 exons. The record is from RefSeq and is a predicted model, not a curated record. Gene Ontology annotation, molecular function: ceramide 1-phosphate binding; ceramide 1-phosphate transfer activity. Gene Ontology annotation, biological process: ceramide transport; intermembrane lipid transfer. Gene Ontology annotation, cellular component: cytoplasm; cytosol; membrane. Bases 1 to 912 code for a protein of 303 amino acids. NCBI's taxonomy places the organism in Eukaryota, Metazoa, Chordata, Actinopteri, Kurtiformes, Apogonidae.